This is a messenger RNA of Aplosporella prunicola CBS 121167, 1351 nucleotides long. RefSeq lists its product as uncharacterized. The coding region runs from base 79 to 1047 and encodes 322 amino acids. NCBI's taxonomy places the organism in Eukaryota, Fungi, Ascomycota, Dothideomycetes, Botryosphaeriales, Aplosporellaceae. Gene Ontology annotation, biological process: translation. Gene Ontology annotation, molecular function: structural constituent of ribosome. Gene Ontology annotation, cellular component: ribosome; mitochondrial large ribosomal subunit. The transcript has 3 exons. The record is from RefSeq and is a predicted model, not a curated record.
CAACAACACCAGAAAAGUGCAACCCGCAGCAUCGGCGCCAGAUAUACCCCCAAGCAACCCACCUCGACGCACACGACAAUGCCAGCGCGGCCGACUCUCAGCAGCUGGGCCUCGGGGUCCCGCGCACUCACGCCGUCAUUGGCGCGCUCGGCCGUGCCCUCGCCCCUCGCAGCAACGACGCACCUGCGGCCUUCGCUGGCAACGCUUCCUCCAACCACGACGACACGCGCCGCGCGCAGCAUCGGCAGCAUCGCGCCCGAGCACGUCCGCUCGCGCUUCAACUACGGGGCGCACCUGCCGGUGCUGGGCGCGAGCCACACGGGCGCCCUCGCCCGCAAGACAUGGAAUAUCCCGGAGCGGACGGGCGCUCUCGCAACCAAGAAGGGCAUGACGGCGCUGUACGACGCGGCGACGGGCGAGCGCACGCCCUGCACCGUGCUGCAGAUGGACCGCUGCGAGGUUGUGGGCACCAAGCGCCGCGACCGCCAUGGCUACUGGGCGGUGCAGGUGGGCGCGGGCUGGAAGCACGAGAGCAAUGUCUCUCGCCCUAUGCUGGGGCAUUGGAGCAAUCUUGGUGUUUCGCCGAAGCGCUUCGUCAGCGAGUUUAGGGUGGCGGGUGAGGGCGGCAUGUUGGAUGUUGGGAGUAUUAUUACGCCGGAGUGGUUUGUCGUGGGCCAGUUUGUGGAUGCGAGGAGCGUGAGCCACGGGAAGGGGUUUGCGGGUGGCAUGAAGCGCUGGGGCUUCGGCGGUCAGCCCGCCUCCCACGGUCAGUCGCUCAUGCACCGUGGUAUGGGUUCGUCGGGUGGUUCGCAGGGCAGCGGUUCGCGCGUGCUGCCGGGCAAGAAGAUGCCGGGUCGCAUGGGCGGGCACCGCGUCACGAUCCAGAACCUCAAGGUCAUGCACGUCGACGCGGCGAAUGGCAUUGUUGUCGUUAGCGGCGCCGUCGGCGGCCCCAAGGGCUGCAUCGUGCAGAUCCAGGACGCGCUCAAGAAGCCCUGGCCCGUGAUCCCGGAGGCGAACGCCGCCGCCGCCACCGCUGCUGCUUAAAGUGCCAUAGAAUUUAGCACUAGAGCAUCGGCUGGAAUAAACGUCUGCUUUUGAGUAACGAGUAUUGAAAGUUUCGGAAAACGCUGGUUCAGUGAGUGUGUGUGGGGGAAGAGUGGUGCGUUGUGUAUGAUAGGGCAAAAUCGACAAUGUGGGUGGGUGUGGGUGUAUAUAGCGCUAUGCAUAUGUUUUGUUUGGGGGUUGGCGCGGGUCUGCACUUCUUCCUGUCCCUAUUGCCUAUUGCAAGAACAACAACAACACAACAGAACCAGCACGCACAGCCAUCAGCCACCAGCCUCAACCCUCA